Molecule: messenger RNA, 2320 nt
Organism: Chenopodium quinoa (quinoa)
Lineage: Eukaryota; Viridiplantae; Streptophyta; Magnoliopsida; Caryophyllales; Amaranthaceae
Product: zinc finger protein 8-like
Exons: 1
Coding region: 929-1936 (335 amino acids)
Biological process (GO): trichome differentiation; response to gibberellin; trichome morphogenesis
Molecular function (GO): DNA-binding transcription factor activity
Source: RefSeq, a predicted model, not a curated record
UGGUGGUGGCUAGGCAGGGGGUCAAGGUGGUGGCUAGGGUUUUAGAAGUGUUCGAAAUUCGGUAGGUAGAAAAGAGAUCGGAAUUCGGUGGGAAGGGGUCAGAAGGGAAGGGGAUCGAAGUUUGAGGUCAGAAAGGAAGGAGAAAGAGUAGGCGAGGUCGGUGGUCGUAAAAAGGAAAGGGGAAAGGAGGAGGAGAGGCUGACGGAAGUAGAAGGCAAGAGGGGCUGCCAGCAAGGAGGGGGAAGGGGGUUGCCAGAAACGGACCGGCUGUGGGCACUUGAGAGCUGGUCCGGCGAUGGGGCUGCAAAAGGUGUACUGGCGGCUGUGGCUAGCUUGGAUGCAAUGAUUUUGAUUUUAUUUAUUUUCUAUCUUUUAUUUUUUUUUUUACACCUAAUAAUAUGGUGACACGUGUACAUGAUAGACCCCAUUAACGGAUUUAUAGACGAAAUUAAUUGGGUGUAAUUGGUAGUAAAAAGACAAUUUAAUUUUUUAUGUGAUGCUAAAAUAAAACUUUUUUUUAUGAAAGUGGUAAAAAACUUUUUUUUUCACCAUUUCUAAAACUCAAUUGUAUAUGAGUAUUUUCUUAUGAAUUUUAUGAAAAUAACCCCAUUUUAUAGACAAGAGGCCCCAUGCAUGCAAAUUGUACUAUACAACUUACCAUUAGCUUAGCUUCCUUAGACCCCACCAUUUAACCUCUUCUCCUUCCACCACCACGCCAACUCCACAUACAUACAUAGUCUCCUCUACUCCCUCUUUCUUUCACAUUUGCUUCCUUUAAUCCCUUCUCUUCCAACCCCCCUCUUUUUUCCUCUCUAUUUCAACAACUUCAAACUUCACCUUCCUCUUCCCAAAUAAUAAUAACCCUUUAAACCCCAACAAUUAAAAAAACCAACAAAUUAUUCAUUAUAAAUCCAUUCCCUUUAUAAUAAUGGAAAACGCAGUAGCAACACCAACAACACCCACAACUACAACUACAACAAGCUCCCUAGAUCAAACUCAUGAUUUCAUGAACGUAGACUCCUUCUCUCAACUCCCCUUCAUUCGGCCCGCUCCCACCACCAGCACCACCAAGUUUUCCUCCUCCUCCAUCGCCUCUGGCAUCCGCCUCUUCGGCAUAGACUUCUCCUCCUCCUCCACCACCGCCACCGACAACUCCGACUCCGGAGACAGCAACAAUCUCGAAACCUCUAAAGAUAAAAACAAUAACAUAAACUCUCUCAAUACUUCUACUAGUAACAAGGAAGCCAACAACAUCAACAACAACAACAUCAACAACAACAACAAUAAUACUAGUAGUGAAAGUGGUAGAAAAUUUGAAUGCCACUAUUGUUGUAGAAACUUCCCUACUUCCCAAGCCUUAGGAGGCCACCAAAAUGCUCACAAGCGCGAACGGCAACACGCUAAGCGGGCCCACCUUCAGUCCGCCAUGAUGACGGUGGACCCUACGCACCACCACCACCACUUCUACAGCUUAGCUAACAGCUACUCAAAUCGCGCUAACAACUCUUACUACCCUACAUCACUCUCAAACACAAACACCCCCACCAAUAACCCUAGAUACGCCUACCACCACCACCAACCACCACAUCAUCCGCCUACGAUAAACGGAAGUCCACUCGCCGUGUGGCGAAUCCCUUCCGCAGUCCAUUCGCAUUCAUCCCUCCAUCAAACCAGCCAUCACCUUCAUCACAGCAGUUACGCCUCGAGCGGAGUUCAUCGUGACCGUCCAUUGCACCACCCUUUGAUCGGUGGAUCUCAUCAUUCUCCGGGGUUUAGUAGUAGCAUUGACAGUAAUUCAGCUACUUCUUUAAAAGGUGGUACCAAUAAUGUUAAUAUGAAUAUGAAUAUGAACAUGAGUUUGAUGAAUUCUUCUAGUCAUCAAAAUCAAGUACGGCGCAAUAGUAGUGAUCAAGUGAGUUUAGAUCUUCAUUUGUAAUAUUAGUAAAUUUUUAGUUUAUUUAUUUUAUAUACUUACUUAUUUAUGUCAUUUAAUUUGUUAAUUUAAUUUAGCUAUUGCCUAAGCUUAGCUCAAUCAACUGAUAAUUUGAACACGAAUUAAGGUUUAAUGGAAAGUGAGUGUGUGUUAUUUUGCGCUGCUAAUGAUGAGAUUAAUUAAUUAAUUAAUCCUUCUUCAAAGCUUGACUUCUUUUAGUUUUUUUCAAGUUAAUUGUUAAUGUAAAUGAGAUUAAAAUUUCUAAUUUUUUUUCUUCUAAUUAGGUUAAUAAAGGUAAUAUGUAAGUUUUAUGCUCAAUAUUUUGAGUUGUUUAUGAGUAUUUUCAAUUAAGCUACUUCAACUCGUCUUGUUGGAGAAUUUCAGAUA